ACUGGGAGGGCUAGGCGAUUUCGCGAAAAUCAAAUAAAUUCGCGAUUUACAGGGGAAAACAACAAAUGUAACUACAAUAAUGUUAUCUGGGACCAUCCUCGAUAAGGCGUGUGGGCGCCAAAAUCGUUUCCCGUCUAAAUAAAGUCGCUUAGCGACGAUCAGUCCGCUUGAUUUGGCGAACUUGUUUUCACGCUAAUUUGUGGUUUGGGAUCAUGUUGAAAUUUAAAAAGAUGGGUUCAGAUAAAGUGCCGCUGCUCUUGGUUACCGCCAACGUGGGAUCUAUCUUCGAGGACCCAUCAGUGAUGCUGCCGAUAUGGACGUCGGAGUUCCUAGCAGCCGUCUCAAGAAUGGAUCCGAAAUUCAUAGCGUUGCACCUUCAGGAGGUGGGCGGGAAGGCCUAUGAGAAGUCCAUGCAGUACGUGAAGGACUUCGUGGAGAGGCUCUGCUCUUGUCCCGAGCUCAGAUUGUACGACAAGAUCCGGAUUUUCCUUGAUGAAGACUUCAGCUCUCCUGACAAGUUUACGGCUCUAGGCAACCUGUACUUCGCCCACUCGUCACUUACGGAGUUGAAGAUAUGGGAGUGGGAGCAGAAAGCGUACGUGGAUGUGACCGGCAAGGAGGUGCACAGCGGCAACAUCGAGCUGGUCACCACCAAGGAAAAGGCCAAGUUCCCCCAGCACUUCUUCCCUGAGUGCAAGUGGUCUCGCAAGGGCUUUCUGCGCACGCGCUGGAUGAUCCGCGGCACGGCGGUGGAGUUCGUCAACAUACAUUUGUUUCACGACGCUUCUAACCUCUUAGCUAUGGAGCCCUUUCCUUCUGUGUACGUGCGCAGUCGCCGCCGCGCCCUGCGCCACACGCUGCGCCACCUCCACUCGGACGCGGCGGCUGCGCCAUACUUCAUCUUUGGGGACUUCAACUUCCGUACCGACACCAAUGGCGUUGUCAAGAAAAUAACAGAAGAAUUGACAGCGUGUCGCCUCCAGAACGGCACGAGCGUGGAGUCAAGCAAGCUGCAGUACAGGGCGACGGCCGACGACCGGCUGGUGCUGACCAUCGGCAAGAAGGAAUUCUCCCACGCGGACCACCAGAAGAUAUUCCGAGAGCCUUGGCUACAACGCUUCGACCGCGAGCUGGAGGCACUGAGGCCGCACCUAUACGAGUUCCCUGUGAAGUUCCCUCCCUCCUACCCCUUCGAGGAGGACGUCGAGCAACCCACACAUUACAUGAAGACCAGAUGUCCGUCGUGGUGUGAUAGGAUCCUGCUGUCCCAGUCGGCGCGGCUGUUGGUCCAGAGCCAGGACUCGCGCACUGGGGAGAACAGACACUUGCACAACUCCAGGAAAUCGGUAACGGACUCUACGGACAGCAGUGGACGAGUGUCAUCAUCAGACAGUAGCCCAGCCAGAUCCGGCUCGCCGGCGAGGCAGAACCAUCAGUCGAGUCCAAACAAGACAUUGGAGAAGAAAAGCAGCGCGGCGGAGCUGGACGCCCUGGCCGUGCCGGGCAUCGGAGUCAGCCGCAAGAGCAUCGCCGACCCCACCGCCGUGCAGCAGGCGAUACAGGCCAGGGUGGCGGAGUCGGAGGGCGGGUCCCCGGCGCGGCGCAAGCUGGUGCGCAACCAGUCGGAGGGCUCGGGCGGCGACGGCGUGUCGGCCGAGCUGCGCCGCCUCGUGGACGCGCCUGCGCGGCGCCGGGCCGACUACGGCGUCAUGGGCGCCGCCAGCUGCAUGGGGGACCACAAGCCGAUCUACCUGCGCGUGCAGCUGCAGAGCGAGCGAGGUACAGUAGCGUGGUGCCCGGCGCUGCCCUGCACGCUGUGCCAGCCCUCCACCCUCCCCCUCCUGCCCCGCCUGGCGCGGCUGCCCACCGACCCGGACCUAUACGCCAACAAACACAUACGCAGGCAGAUCUCCUCCAGCCACCCCGACAGACUCUCCGACGACUACCGACUCAAAAGAACGCGAACUGGCUCUUUAAACGAGAAAAUUCUACGAAUUCCCGACGUCGAGAUCACUAGCGCGGACUAUACUAGCUACGACGGCAUUUUUGUCAAUGAUAUAGACACUUCCCUGUUGUGUGCGAGGCCCUGUCUAGAUCCUUAUACGCCUGAGAGCGUAGAAUCGCACACGCCUAACGUAGAAGCCGCUUCCACCGGCUCUGAAGACUUAUCCAACGAAAUAAUAGACGUGUUAGGCCCGAAAAUCGACAUAAAAACCGUUAAACUCACUCGCGACCGAAGCGUCUCCCCGACGCAACUGAAAAGUAGACUAGACAUGCUGCUAAAUGACCAAAGUACGGUUAAAAAUCCGUUGGAAAGAUUAAAUAGUAGGGAGUCGUGUAAGUCGGAGUCUAGUAAGAAAGGUGGUCUGUGCUGUCUUGCGCUAAAAUGCUACGGAUUUUGUCGGAGGAAAAUGAAAUGUGAUUGCGCUGGGUUGAAAUGCACAUCCUGAGCUUUAGAUGUAGUGUAGUUUUGUUUUAAAAACUCUGUCUCUUUUGAUGCAAAAAAAGUUCGGGAUUUUAGUCUAUGGUUGGAAAGAAACCAUAAAUAACAGUUUUACUUGUUUGUUUGCGUUUAUUUCAAACAGUUUUUAAAAAGUUAUAAUAAGAAAUAAGUCAAUAUUUUUGGUUUUUGAAAGCGACAAGGGUGUUUAAUAGUUUUUUUUAGAAAUUCUGUUGAGAUAGACUAAAAAUCUCCAACCUUUUUUUUUUUUUCAAAUAAGAUAGAGUGUAAUUUAGCUGAAAAGAGUAGAAAUUAGGUUUACUUUUUUAACUCUGACAACAUUCCUUAUAAUUUUUAUCGUUAGUCAUCUAGUUUACGUAGUUGGUUUAGGUAUUCAUUAGUGUUGCCAGUAUAAAAAAAACAGGGACCACAUUUCUACUCUUUUUUCGAAGACGCAAUGUAGUUUUAAUGAAUUUGCGAUGAAAGAAUGCGGGGAAAGUAAAAACACCGGAAUUUUUAUCAGUAAUUUUGUAAAUAUAGAACUGAAAUUCAAAAGCAUUGUACAAAUCGAUGAUUGAGUAAAAAGUAUGUCGUUCUCUUUGCUUAAAAUCACUUCAAGAAUCUCACGUUAUUAUUUAUUUCUGGCAUCACAAUUUACCAUCUUAAAUAUGCUGCGGUUUUUUUGAGUGAGUGAACGACUAAGUUCAAAUGGAAUUUAUUAUAACGAAUUUUCACAGCUGCGGCAACACUGAAAAGCUUUUAAAAUGGCGAUUACCACGCAACGUAACAAAAAAAUAAAAGUAAGUAGUACUUAAGAGCCAGGCAGGAUGGCCACUACUGCAGGAAUCCAUUUCGAAAUUUAAAUAUAAUUUAAAUAUUCCUAUCGUGUUUAAAUUUCGAACUGUAAGAAGAUUGCCAGUUUGAGUAUUUCGAAGAUUUCGAACAGUUUACAAUGAGGUUAUGUGCUUUGGAAUUUCGUCUGUUUUCUCAUUAAAUACGUAAGUAAUUAAAUGCAAUAUUAAUUUGUUUUUAUACAAUUACAAAUAGAUCGUUACUAAUAAGUGUGAAUGUAACUUUAUAAAAUAUUUUUACUUUUCCCGCGUUUUAAAACACGACUGCUUAAAUUAUGUUUUUGACUUCGAUGUUGCUAUCUACAUGAUCUGAUAUUUUUUAUUUCCAUUUUAUUGCAUUUCAAUAAUAUAAUAAUAAUUGUAUUAUUUUAGUAAUAACGCGUCUUAACCAUUAUUGUGAAUAGAACAAAGUGAUGGUAUUUUUACCAUCAAUUAUAUUGACUUCGAUUUGCAAAAUAUAUUUUUUAUUUUUGCAUGGACUUAGGUUUUCAAAGCAUGGUGUUAUAAUCUUAAAUGAAUAAUAUUUAUAAGGUAGGUACUUAUUUUAAGUGAUGAAGUUGACAAAUGUUCCGCUUGAGGGCAAAUACUACUAAAUUAACGCGCGCAAAUAAAAAAAAACCUUUUUGCAUUGCGGACUUGGAUUUCAAUCCAAACAUGGGCAUUAUAAAUCAUAAUGGGGACAAAAAAUCUCUAAAUAAUUUGAAAAAAGAAACAAUUUUUUUUUAAUUAAACUAAGUACGUAGAAGUUAUUAAAAAGUUGUCUUCGAAUGUUCUUAAAAAUGGUAUAAGUUUUAAAUAAACUUUAUUAGAAUUCUAAGUCCCUGUACAUUCUUAAACUUACGUAUUUUAGUGUCGAUUCAGGCGAACUGGGUUUAAUUUAGUUUGGCCGUUUUAACUAGCGCUGUUUCAUUCUUGCACUAGGAAUGAGUACAGGACAGCACUAUUUUGAAGUAUCAAAAAUUCAAGACAAUAUUAUUUUAGAGUUGUCAAAACUAAAUUCUAAUCUAAUUUCAAUUUUAAGUGAAAAACAUGCACUAUUUACAGGUACUAUUUUUUUAGGACCGUACUAUUUUUAAAACUUAAAUUAAAUUAAAAUGCAAGUGUACGGGUACUGCCAAAGGCAAACUAAACAUACAUUGACUUUGACGUCGGAAUCGACAUUAUUAAGAUCUUAAAAAUAAAUUAAAAUAAUAUAAAAUUACUAGACCGAUUUUCAUGUGGUUCUAACUAGUCGUCAGCACAGCUGUCACGGAUAUUUUGCAGAUAUUAAAGCUCAAUGCAAAGAUACAUAAUACGUAGAUCUAAUAUUAUUUAACAAAAAGUGUUACCAUUUAAAAAUAAUUUUGUAUUAGUUCCUAUCCUAUAUACGUCAAAAAUAAAAUGUGGCAACUUUUAUUAGCAAAGAAUAAUAAAUAAAUGAUUAAUUUAGAAAAUUCCUAGAUACAUUUUGUAACUAACAUUUUUGUUCUUCAUUACAUUUCAAAAAGUUAACGAUAAUUUCGAAAUCUAUACAAAUAAAUCAAAUAAAAAAAUAAUGGUGACAUGUUAAAAAAUAAGCUGUGCUUUUUUAUUUCUUAUAUAAAUUAUACCAAAUGGUUAAAAUAAAUAAUAUCUAGUCUAGACACCCUCAAGUGCAAUCUUAAAGAAAUUUUCAAAAUACUUUUAUCUUUUUUAAUAGUAAUAAAGACUUAGUGCUUUGGUGACAGCAUCUUAAUUUAAAAAAUAUAAUAAAUAAUAUUUUAAAAAUAGAAUUACUUGUGAAUUACUUAAAUAUAAUUCGUGUGUUUACGUUGGCUUAUUUAGAUUUGAAAAGUAACCGAAUAACGUUCUUUCUCUGCGUGAAAUUAAUAAUCAAUAAAUCAAAACGUAAUAUCAAAAAAAAAUUUUUUUCAACCAAAAUUGAUACAAAUAUUGGACCCACGUAAAACUGCGUAAAAUUAUUAGAUCAUAAAAAUAAAAUGUAUAUAGGUAAUUUAUCAAAAUGUUUAUUAUAAUGAGUCAAAUCUAUGUCAAACGUAUGUUUAAUUCAAUUUAUUUUAAUUAUAUAUCAAAAUAUAUAAUAUACUAUAGAAUGACACAGAAACAAUCUACUAAUUUCAAUAAAAUCUAUUCAAUACAAAAACGCUUUAUUGCAAAAACACGCAAGAAAAAUACCAAUUACAGAUAGGCGGCCUUAUUGCUAAACAGCAAUUUCUUCCAGGCAACCUUAGGCGAAAGAAGCUGUCCUAUUCCACCUUUUCUUUAUAAUUAUGCAUUAUACAUUAAUCAGAAUUAUUUAUUCAACGUAAUUAUCAUGAAUAGACUUGUUGAAAGUCAAUGUAACAUUUUUGAAUUUACGACAUUUUGCAAGGAGUAUAUUUAAAAAAAAAUCAUUAAAAAUAGGAAGUUUUGAUGUAGUCAUCAUGUUUAUUAAUAAGACUGGUCGUAAUUAUUGUAGUGCACAUUGCUCUUAACUCAUUUAGAACGUAAUGCACAAGUAUUUAAAAUGUACAUCAGAAAUAUAUGAUAGCUUUCGAAAGUACAUAUAUUUUGACGCCUUCAACCCGUCAAAAUUUUAAAAAUAUUUAAAGAAAUAUUACGUAAUUAUCAAUAAAUAUAGCUGAAUAACAUAAUUAUAUAUACUUUUAUUUUUUUAAAUAAAUACUUUUUUCCAAAUUUAAAUUAAAAGAAAUGUUUUACAUAAACCGGUUCUUUCCGUCGAUAAAUAUGUUUUUUUUUUUUAAAUAAAACUUGUCAUAUAUUUUUGGUGCUACCAUAAAGUAGGUUUAAUCCACAUAGUGUGACGAGGUGCUUGUUAUUAUUUUUAAUAAAUGUUCCGCACUGA
This is a messenger RNA of Pectinophora gossypiella (pink bollworm), 6115 nucleotides long. RefSeq names its product inositol polyphosphate-5-phosphatase A (gene 5PtaseI). The record is from RefSeq and is a predicted model, not a curated record. NCBI's taxonomy places the organism in Eukaryota, Metazoa, Arthropoda, Insecta, Lepidoptera, Gelechiidae. The coding region runs from base 213 to 2450 and encodes 745 amino acids. Gene Ontology annotation, biological process: phosphatidylinositol dephosphorylation. The transcript is spliced from 12 exons. Gene Ontology annotation, molecular function: inositol-polyphosphate 5-phosphatase activity.